AUGGCGCGUCACACGCGCGCUCACCAAGACACCCUUCUCACACGACUGGAAGCAUGGGGGUACCCGUUGCCGUACCCGCCUAGAGACCAACGUUUCUCCCUUCUGCCCACGUUACCUCACUCUUUCCCCUUCCCCGCCCGCCUUUCCUCCCUCCUCGCUGCCAUCCGUGCUGCUGUGAAUCCUGGAGGCCUCCAGAGCGACCGAGCCGGUGCAGGGCUUCCACCUCGUCCGUUCCCUUUUCUGCCCCUCAUACCGCGCGCUUUUCCCUUUCCUCUUUCCCUUUUCUGCCCCUCAUACCGCGCGCUUUCCCCUUUCCUCUUUCCCUUUUCUGCCCCUCAUACCGCGCGCUUUCCCCUUUCCUCUUCCCCUUUUCUGCCCCUCAUACCGCGCGCUUUCCCCUUUCCUCUUUCCCUUUUCUGCCCCUCAUACCGCGUGCUUUUCCCUUUCCUCUUUCCCUUUUCUGCCCCUCAUACCGCGCGCUUUCCCCUUUCCUCUUUCCCUUUUCUGCCCCUCAUACCGCGCGCUUUCCCGUUUCCUCUUUCCCUUUUCUGUCCCUCAUACCGCACGCUUUCCCCUUUCCUCUUUCCCUUUUCUGCCCCCCCAUACCUCGUGCUUUCCCCUUUCCGUUUUCCCUUUUCUGCCCCUCAUACCGCGCGCCGCUUUCCCCUUUCCUCUUUCCCUUUUCUGCCCCUCAUACCACGCGCGCGCUUUUCCCUUUCCUCUUUCCCUUUUCUGCCCCUCAUACCGCACGCUUUCCCCUUUCCUCUUUCCGUUUUCUGCCCCUCAUACUGCGCGCUUUCCCCUUUCCUCUUUCCCUUUUCUGCCCCUCAUACCGGGCGCUCGCUUUUCCCUUUCCUCUUUCCCUUUUCUGCCCCUCAUACUGCGUGCUUUCCCCUUUCCUCUUUCCCUUUUCUGCCCCUCAUACCGCGCGCUUUCCCCUUUCCUCUUUCCCUUUUCUGCCCCUCAUACCGCGCGCUUUCCCCUUUCCUCUUUCCCUUUUCUGCCCCUCAUACCGCGCGCUUUCCGCUUUCCUCUUUCCGUUUUCUGCCCCUCAUACCGCGCGCUUUCCCGUUUCCUCUUUCCCUUUUCUGCCCCUCAUACCGCACGCUUUCCCCUUUCCUCUUUCCCUUUUCUGCCCCCCAUACCUCGCGCUUUCCCCUUUUCGUUUUCCCUUUUCUGCCCCUCAUACCGCGCGCCGCUUUCCCCUUUCCUCUUUCCCUUUUCUGCCCCUCAUACCGCGCGCUUUCCCCUUUCCUCUUUCCCUUUUCUGCCCCUCAUACUGCGCGCUUUCCCCUUUCCUCUUUCCCUUUUCUGCCCCUCAUACCGCGCGCUUUUCCCUUUCCUCUUUCCCUUCUCUGCCCCUCAUACCGCGCGCUUUUCCCUUUCCUCUUUCCCUUCUCUGCCCCUCAUACCGCGCGCUUUCCCCUUUCCUCUUUCCCUUUUCUGCCCCUCAUACCGCGCGCUUUCCCGUUUCCUCUUUCCCUUUUCUGUCCCUCAUACCGCAUGCUUUCCCCUUUCCUCUUUUCCUUCUCUGCCCGUCAUACCGCGCGCUUUUCCCUUUCCUCUUUCCCUUUUCUGCCCCUCAUACCGCGCGCUUUCCCCUUUCCUCUUUCCCUUUUCUGCCCCUCAUACCGCGCGCUUUCCCCUUUCCUCUUUCCCUUUUCUGCCCCUCAUACCGCGCGCUUUCCCCUUUCCUCUUUCCCUUUUCUGCCCCUCAUACUGCGCACUUUCCCCUUUCCUCUUUCCCUUUUCUGUCCCUCAUACCGCACGCUUUCCCCUUUCCGUUUUCCCUUUUCUGCCCCUCUUACCGCGCGCUUUCCCCUUUCCUCUUUCCCUUUUCUGCCCCUCACACUGCGUGCUUUCCCCUCUCCUCUUUCCCUUUUCUGCCUCUCAUACUCUCACUCCCACCUCCAGCCCCUCCCACCCUUCCCAUCCCCCCCCAACUUCUCCCUGCCUGCCUGCGGCCAUCAGGAGCUGGACAUACUGCACGCCUCAAUAGUCUGUGCCUCUCCUUCCGCUUCUGUGCCUUCCUUCUCUCCCUCUCUCUUCACCCCCUCCCACCCCUCCCAACCCCCACCACCUCCCACCCCUCCCACCCCUCCCACCCAUCCCUCCACCCCCACCACCUCCACCCCCCACCACCUCCCACUCCUCCCACCCCUCCCACCCCUCCCACCCCUCCCACCCCUCCCUCCAACCCCUCCCUCACCUCCCUGUGCCCAUCAGGAGCUGGAGCUGGGCAUACUGGAGGCAUCGAGGGAUCUGUCCGCCUCGCAGGAGAGCAAGCCCGCUACCCCGCGCAGCGAGGUGAGGAGGGCACCGAGGCAGCGGGAGCUGCUGCUGCCACAACGCAAGUCAGCUCGCAUGGCGGCCAAGGGGGAACGACCAAGAUACGUUGAGGAGGUUGAAGUCAAGCCAAUGGCUCGUUCAAGCAAGGUGCGAGCAAGCAGUGGUGCAAACUCCUCUCAACCGAGGCAGGUGACAUCUGCAGAGGCGCAGGAGGCGGCUCUGAGGGCGGCAGGCAGGCUCAUGGACGCCCUGCCCUCCCCGUGCAUGUGCAAGCACAUCCAUCCGUCUCAGAUGUCCGGCGGUUUCUGGCUGGGCCUGAACAGAAGCUUCUGCACGGCACACCUCCCUCGCAGCAUUGCCACUCUCACUCUCAAAGUCGACCCGCCACAAGGCACUACAGAUUCCAAGGAUAGCAUUGAAGCCAAUCCCUCUCAGGCCACCAGCGAGGUGACUUUUGAGUCGACUCAAAAUUCCCCUGAUUCCAAGAGCAGCAGUGCAGCAGCUGAGUUCUCUCAAGGCACUGGCGGCGAUUCAAAAGACAGCACCGGAGGAAAGGGAGACGGGGAUGGGGAGGGAAAGAAGACAGAUGUGAAAGCAGAUCGAAAACAGGCGAGGAGUGGAAAGCAGGAGCCGCAGGAGGGGGGUUCGGAGGAGGGGGAGUUUCAGCAGCUGCUGGGGGAGAGGAGGGCGGUGAUGGGGGGGGUGUAUGCGGUUGGGGAGGGCGAGUGGCGAGCCACAUACCUGCCGCACAAGACAGGGUUGAGUGGCGGGUGGCGGGGGUUUGCUUUGGAUCAGGAGCUGGAUGCGGGUGAUGCCGUGGUGUUUGAGAAGAUGGACCCGCACACACUCAAGGUUCACAUCUUCAGAGCAGCAGACUUCGAAGAGCAGGCACUGGAGAUCAAGUCGGAGGGCAGGGGAUGGAAUCUGGGAGAAGGGGAUGGAAUUUGGGAGAAGGGGAUGGAAUCUGGGAGAAGGGGAUGGAAUCUGGAAGAAGGGGAUGGAAUCCGGGGGAAGGGGAUGGAAUCUGGGAGAAGGGGAUGGAAUAUGGGAGAAGGGGAUGGAAUCUGGGAGAAGGGGAUGGAAUCUGGGAGAAGGGGAUCGAAUCUGGGAGAAGGGGAUGGAAUCUGGGAGAAGGGGAUGGAAUUUGUGAGAAGGGGAUGGAAUCUGGGAGAAGGAGAUGGAAUCUGGAAGAAGGGGGUGGAAUCUGGGAGAAGGAGAUGGAAUGAGGGAGAAGGGGAUGGAAUCUGGGAGAAGGGGAUGGAAUCCGGGAGAAGGGGAUGGAGUCUGGGAGGGCGGGAUGGAAUCUGGGAGAAGGGGAUAGAAUGA
This is a messenger RNA of Closterium sp. NIES-65, 3615 nucleotides long. NCBI's taxonomy places the organism in Eukaryota, Viridiplantae, Streptophyta, Zygnematophyceae, Desmidiales, Closteriaceae. The record is from the annotation of a GenBank genome assembly.